AUAUUCCUACCUUAUCAUGUAGAAUGAUAGAACGAGUCGACGAAUGGCACUCCAGGUGCCUGAUGAAGUUUUAUGACAAUGGAUUUGAAGGAUGAUUCGGACCUGCAACUCAUGCGGGCAUCGCCGCAGCUUCUAACUGAUUUUCGCUUACAGUUGCAAAAAGCCCUUGGCGCAAAACAAUACAUCCGUGACUCGAGGGUAUCUCGCCUCAUAUCACUGAUUGACCCGUUUCAAGAAGAUCCGCAGCUCCUCGAUAGGCAUCUUCCCCAAAUUGUCCCAGAUCUGGUCAACAGAUUCCUUGAAUGUGUCCAAUAUGGCCAUAUCAAGAGCAAAUCCGGGGCUUGUACCGUGCAAAAUACCGUAGCACAACUGCUGUAUUACCUCUGCAAAAUCCGCGGGGAGAAGGUCAUCGUCAGCUUCUUCAACAAUGAGCCUCAAUAUCUUGAACCUAUGCUGGGGGCAUUGGAGGCUUGCCGAAACAACCCCUCAGCGACAUGGCAUGAGCGGUAUAUCCUCCUUCUCUGGCUUUCACACCUGAUGCUCGCUCCCUUCGAUCUUUCAUCUAUUUCCUCAGACGAUCCUACAAUUCAUUUUGAGCCUGUGGAUUUCGAGCUUCCACAAGAACUGCCAAGCAUCACCCGACGUAUUAUCCCUCUUUGUGUCAAGUACCUUCGAAGUCCCACCAAGGAGAGCGGAGCGUCGGCCAGACUCUUGUCAAGAAUUUGCCUACGGCCGGACAUGCGCAAGGCCGGUCUCCUUGAUGCUGUAGUGACUUGGGCAGUCGGGUUCUUCGGGGCCGAUCGAGCUCAAGAAGCACACAAGGAACAUGAUGUCCAUGCGUGCUUAGGGAUGCUUACCUUUAUCUCCCGUCUUAUCGCUUCCGGUACCGUCCAAGAGAUUGGUAUCCAGAUAUCAAGGCUUUUUUCUGUUUGUCAGGCAAUCCUGGAUUCUCAAUCACUCAAAUUUUUGAGCUCUCUGGCAAUUACCCGAAAACUUAUUGUGAAGACUUUUCGUAUCAUCGUUUUACACUGCCUUCGAGCAGAGGAUAGCUUAACUGGCCUUGAUGUCACAGCUACUCUUGAGGAUGUCAUUGGAUUCCUGCUUGAGGCGUUGUCAGACGGCGACGCGCCUGUCCGCUUUGCAUCAAGCAAAGCUAUAAGCGUCAUCACCUUUAGCCUGGACCAAGACAUGGCCGUUGAGUUAAUUGAGGCAGUGAUUGGAGGCUUUGAAGACAAUGUCCUAUGGGAGGGACACAAGCGCAGCGUUACCGCUGUCAAUUCUCUCCGGUGGCAUGGUCUCACGCUGACCCUCUCUCAUCUUCUAUACAAGCGUGCUCCCCCACCUACUCAGCUCCCUGACGUUCUUAAUGCCCUCCUUCUGGCACUGAACUUUGAGCAACGAUCCGCUACUGGAACUUCGGUGGGUUCGAACGUUCGAGACGCGGCGAACUUCGGCAUUUGGGCACUCUCCCGGCGCUACACGACAGAGGAGCUCACCCGAAUCGACACGUCUACAAUUCGUGCAGCAAGUUCGUCUACCCACCAUCUAUCUGUCCUGCAGAUGCUCGCUGUAGAACUUGUCAUUUCCGCGUGCCUCGAUCCAGCAGGCAACAUCCGACGAGGAUCGUCCGCCGCGUUGCAGGAGCUUGUUGGUCGUCAUCCAGACACCGUCAUGGAAGGGAUAUCGGUUGUCCAAACGAUCGAUUUCCAGGCAGUUGGGUUGCAUCAACGUGCUAUGAUUCAAGUUGGAUCGGCUGCAGGCAAACUGAGCGAACUGUACUGGGACGGGUUGUUUACAGGUCUCGUCGAUUGGCGGGGUACGGGAUCAAAUGACGAGAAGUCCCGAGAGAUCGCGGCGCUGGCUUUGGGCUCAUUAGCAAAGGUCAAAGGGAAGGAGGUGCGAAAGGGAAUGCUCGAUGAGGUUCUCGAGAUUCUGGCGAAGUUGAAACCACGCCAGAUCGAGGAAAAGCAUGGUUUGCUCCUUGCCUUUUCCAGCAUCCUAGAAUGCAGCUUGAGGGGAACCGGUCCCCCUACGGAACGCCGACCACAAGCAGUCGAGGGGUUAUCUCAUUUUGCAGAGUACCUGGCUCUCCCCAGCCGGCUGAAAUUUACGGAGAUCGAUUUCUCCUCCCCAGCUCUACGACCACGACUAACCGCUAUUGCCGUCAUCUCUCUAGUCAAGAUUUUGAGCUUGCUCCGAUCAUGGCUGUCAACAAAUACAAGCGACUCAGGCGAUAUGCUGAUUGAACUCUUCAAUCAUUGUCUCCACCGCAACGAUGAAGGUGUUCUCCGAGCGAUCCCAGAAGCAGCAAAGCAACUCUGUCAUUCACUGCCCGAGUCUGAACUCAUUCGGCUUGUAGGGUCAUGGCAUGCUAAGGUCAAAUCGGAGCAUGCCAUGAGUAACCCUAGCUCAGGAUAUAUGCUCGCAAUUGGCUCUUCACUUCAAGACCUCCACAUGAGCCCUCAGGUUUGGACUUCGAUGUUCGAAACUUUACUUGAGGCAGCGCAUCCGCCGCGUAAAAUCGACCAACGAGUUAUCGCUCUAAGAGCUCUGAAUACUUACAUAUCGCCGGAUCUUGUUCCUAGGGUCAGAGCGGAGCCACAGCUAUUUGCUAGAUUACAGGAAACCCUGUUGAAGAGUUUCAAUGACUACACGGUGACCUCUCAAGGAGAUGUCGGCUCGCUUGUCCGCCUUGAAGCACUCCCCAUCUUUGCAAGUAUAUGGUCAUCGGAUAUAGCUCUGGGAACUCACUCGGAAUCAGAAGAGGGGAAUAUGGAGAUACAGUUAUACGCGUCUCUCCUCCGGCUCUCGCUCGAAAAGCUUGACAAGCUUCGCUCUCGAGCCCGCACACUCGUCUCAAGGCCCAGACUCUACUACGCUGCGAUAGAUGACAGACCAGAACUCAUGGAGAAAGAUGUAUCCUCAGAGUCUUACUUCCGCAGCUAUAUCCUCUUCAUGGAAUGUGACGUCCAUCCAUCAAUUCGGCGGGCGGUUCUCGAAGGCAUGAUUUCUUCCGCUGCGCAAGGUUCGGAUGCGGUAGAGCGAACGGCGCGGAUCGCACUGGCCAAGGCUCUUGGUAUCGAAUCUACCUUCCCAAGGGAAACAGCAGAGGGAAGGCUAGAUGAUUUCAGCGUCCUCGAGUUCUUCGACCUUUUCCUCUCCACCCUAAACGACAAUCUCGGCAACCCGCGUCUCCUACCGAGCAUACUGGAGAUUCUUGCCUUCCUACUCGACAUGCGGCUUUUGCACCGGCUUAUCACUCCCCCAGGUGCCUCCGACAAGUCCAAAUCCUCCGACCCUACAACCACCGCGCCCGCAUUCUCUUUCCGCAGGCUCCUCUCGCUGGUUCAAAAAGCACACCAUAAGUCACCCCAACCGGCACUCCAUCUAACAGCCCUGUCGAUCUAUCGCAACCUCGCAGAGGUGCCAGUGAUCCGAGAACUAGUGCUCCAAAAGGUGGUAACCAUGCUGCGACAUCCGGCCGCCGUGGUCCGUACUGGUGCCGCGGAAGUAUUAUGGAUGGUUUUCGAUGACGACGGGUUAGGCAGUAGCAAUGCAGUGGAAGCGAUGAAGCAGAUUGACUGGGGGAGAAGGCCUGCAGAGGUGGUGGAGGAGAGAAGUGCGAUUACAGAUAUGUUGAUGGGGGCAGUUUUGGGCUAGAGAACCCCGCUGCGAUGACAUAGUGAAUGCAUGAAACCGCCGAGUUGAUGGAGUACGGGCAAUGUCGGUUAUGUUUUGGUCGCUUUAUGGGCUUGGUAAGUGGUACGCGAUGCGGGCCAAAGUAUGACCGCUGCCUCAUCUCAUACUAUUAUAUACAGCACAUUGUUAGUAAUAAUUGGAUAGCACUGAACAAUUUCGGACGCUACUCAACGCUCGUACUGCUCGCUUUCCAUAAAAAAAUGGCACGCGAAAUUGAACGGAAG
This is a messenger RNA of Eremomyces bilateralis CBS 781.70, 3923 nucleotides long. RefSeq lists its product as uncharacterized. The record is from RefSeq and is a predicted model, not a curated record. Gene Ontology annotation, biological process: post-chaperonin tubulin folding pathway; tubulin complex assembly; microtubule cytoskeleton organization. NCBI's taxonomy places the organism in Eukaryota, Fungi, Ascomycota, Dothideomycetes, Eremomycetales, Eremomycetaceae. Gene Ontology annotation, molecular function: GTPase activator activity; beta-tubulin binding. The coding region runs from base 73 to 3660 and encodes 1195 amino acids. The transcript has 2 exons.